AUGACUGCAGGUUCUGGAUUUGGUUCAAAUGCCUCCGGUCCUGCUGCUUCAAGCAAUCCAUUUUCUGCCUUGUCUUCUACUUCAGAUAAGCCAGCAGGCUCUGAGUCAAAUGGUGCUGCCAAGGUCAACCCUUUUGCAUCGCUCGUUUCAAAGCCAGCAACCACUCCUGCCAACCCUUUUGCAUCUCUUGUAUCUAGUAGCACUAUGAGUAGUACGAGUUCAAGUAGUCCAGCCAACGCUCCUACCAGCCAAUCUGCUUCAGCAGGGCCAUCAAAAUCUGUUCUUUAUACUGCUUUAAACGAGAACUUUUCAGCAUCUAUCUCUAAAGCUGCCUCGACAAAUACCAGUGUGUCUUGGAAGUCAUUGGCAGAGCAAUACUUGAAAUUCGCUGAUAGUAUCGAGUCUGGAAAGUACGAUCAAGCAGGCAAUUCCGAGAACAAAACCAAUCUGGCACCUGAGACGAAGCCACUUAAUGGCUUCUCUACUUCUGUUCCAGCUGCAAAUACUAAUAAUGCCAAGACCAGUACUUUCAGUUUUGGAGCCCCUACAUCUUUCAAAGCUGCUGGCUCUGCAACAGCCACCUCAAGUAAUACUACAACACAGCCAUUCUCAUUCUCUGCUAAGCCAGAGUCCCCUGCUUCGGGACCCAGUGCUGCAGUUAAUGAGAGCGAGAGUAAGGAUAAAAAAUCAGCAGCUGAGUCUGAUUCUGAUUCUGAUUCUGAUUCUGACUCGGACUCGGACGAGCAACCCAAGAAAGAGUUCAAAAUCGAAGGACCAAAAUUUACUUUGGACAAACUUCCAACUGCUAAGAAUGUUCCUUUCUCAUUCGAUAAGCCAGCUCCAAAAAAGAAGGACGAUUCUGAUUCUGAUUCUGAUGAUGAUAUCAAGAUCGAGGGCCCCACUUUCACUUUGUCUAAGCUCCCCAUGUCUAAAGAUGCUCCAUUUAAACUGACCAAAGAUGAUGGUGCUAGCACCAGCUCGCCAUUUUCUUUUGCUACAAAUAGCACCACUAGCAAAGAGGAUACCCAAGAGAAGCCAGAAGAAGAGAAGAAGUCGACUCCGUUCUCGUUCACUAGCACGAACUCGGCAAAGGAACAUACUGAGGAAACGAAAUCAACUCCAACCAAUAACACAAGCAUCACAUCAUUUGGAUCGAAUUCGGGCUCUACUACAACCACGACGCCAUUCUCAUUCAGUGCAUCGUCUCAAGCAUCCACUUCCAAGCCUAAUCCAUUUAGUUUUGGCAGCACCAAACCUGCUGAAGAGACAAAUGACGCAUCUGCUGCCAAACCGGUUACUCCUUUCUCAUUCUCAGCGCCUGCCGUUAACAACUCUGUGAAAGACCAUUCAUGGAGUCCUGCCAAGGGCAUUAAAUUUGGUUCUGAGACGGACUCCACUGCUACUGGUGCCUCUGCUACCACGUCAUCUGCUACCAUCGCCGAUGCAGCUGGAAAUGAUACCUCGGCUUCUAAACCUUCGUUGUUUUCUGCAAACACGACCUCUAACGAUAGCACCACAAAACCACUUUUUGGAUCAGGUGCCCCUGUCAAGCCAUUCACUUUUAAUGCUCCAUCAUCCACAGAUGCAACUGCUAAAGAUUCCCCAGCUCCUGUUUCUAACCCAUUUUCUUUCUCAGCUUCCAGCAGCAAUGCUAACAGUAAUGGUACUAAGACAGACUCUGGUGCUACAACUCCAUUCUCAUUUGGAUCUACUGCUACCACCAGCGAUUCCAGUGCCAAGCCAGCUCCAUUUUCAUUCGGCACCCCUGCUGCUACAGGGGACUCCAGUGUCAAACCAGCACCAACUCCAUUUUCUUUUAGCGCUCCUUCCACUACAAGUAGCACAGGUACAAGUCCUGCUCCAUUCUCCUUUGGAGGUGCUGCGGCUCCAUUCUCCUUUUCAGCUCCAUCUCAAACCAGUACUGCUCCUGCUGCGACUUCUGAAGCUGCCUCUGCUGGUGGGGACGAGGACUCGAUGCCAGCUGAGCCACAAACCGAUCUCUCUGGAAAAGGAGCUGGUGAAGAGGACGAAGACACUGUCUAUGAGAAGAAAGCUAAGGUGUACGAACUUGUAGGAAAGGAAUACAAAGUCCAAGGAGUUGGUCCUUUACGAGUCCUGGCCCACCAGACCAAUGGCAAGUCGCGAGUGCUCGUUCGUGCCGAGGGUUCAGGACGUGUUGUCCUCAACAGUCUUCUGCGUAAAGAACUUAAAUACAGCAAUGAAGGCAAAGGACAGGUGAAAAUCCUCGACAUCAAAGCCGAUGGCACACCCACCACAUACCUGAUACGUGUCAAAACAGAUCAGGACGGCAAAGACCUCUUCGAAGCACUGGAGAAGCAAAAGUCGUGA
Sugiyamaella lignohabitans is the source of this 2349-nucleotide messenger RNA. RefSeq names its product nucleoporin NUP2 (gene NUP2). The transcript has a single exon. The coding region runs from base 1 to 2349 and encodes 782 amino acids. Gene Ontology annotation, biological process: intracellular transport. The record is from RefSeq and is a predicted model, not a curated record. NCBI's taxonomy places the organism in Eukaryota, Fungi, Ascomycota, Dipodascomycetes, Dipodascales, Trichomonascaceae.